This is a messenger RNA of Coniophora puteana RWD-64-598 SS2, 1283 nucleotides long. RefSeq lists its product as uncharacterized. The coding region runs from base 486 to 1283 and encodes 265 amino acids. The record is from RefSeq and is a predicted model, not a curated record. Gene Ontology annotation, molecular function: nucleic acid binding. NCBI's taxonomy places the organism in Eukaryota, Fungi, Basidiomycota, Agaricomycetes, Boletales, Coniophoraceae. The transcript has 5 exons.
CGAUGUUGUCCACGUCCCAACUCUUUCCACCACCACAUCUUCCGCCAUCAACUCGGGCGAAUGUGACGCUCGGAACACGGCAUCAUCAAAGUCGCGCAACAGUCAAAUCGUUGAUCCGCCGGAGCUUCGAGACGUAUAGGUUGAACAAAUCGAGACCACCCGUUGGAGGCGUUGCAUUAUCCACGAGUACAUAUGGGAUUGUUUGGCCUUGCGAGCGAUAAUCGGUGAAGGCAUAUGCAGCAGUCAUAGGGAAACGCCGUCUUCCUGUUUCGACAGGUGUCACAGAAUCUUUAAGGCCGUCAAGGCGUGAUGCUUGGGUCCUGCUCAGCUUGACAAUAACAUAUACAGUCUGAUAGCCGCGCAAUGAACAAGUCCCUGAAGGUGCUCAUUAGGCAGAGGAUAAUUCAGGUAUCUUGACCAAGGAUGAGUUUGCUAUCGAUAACUGGCCGACUCACAGUGAUAGUGCCAAGGACGCCUUGGAAGCUAUGGUCAAAACUCAUCAUGUCAUCCCGGUUCCGGCCUAUGACCUCCAGGGAAACCACAUCAAGCCCAGGCACUCGGCAGUCAAAGACCCGUCGUCUCCUACGCCGGGGCAUUACCUUGUCCCCCCGAUCUGGCGACUGGCGCGGCGGCUACAAACGCAGCUGCAGGACGUGGGGGUGGUGUUCACCUGGUUAGCGGGGCAUCGGGGCAUCGAGGGGAAUGAAAGAGCGGAUGAGGAGGCAAAGAAUGCCGCAACGGAGGGUAGGCAGGCGAAUGGGGGAAGGGUCCUCCCUAAGCAUCUUAGGGGGGUGCUGCCGGCGAGUAUAUCUGCGCUCAAGCAGAAGAUGGUUGCCGACCUGAAGGCGACUUGGUCGCAGCGCUGGGCUUUGGCGGAACGGGCGCAUCGCCUGCGUGCGCUAGGAUACAACGCCGUUGCGACCGACCGCCACAUAUCACAGAUAUCGGCGCUUCCCCGCCGGCAGGGCACUCUGCUCACACACCUGCGCACUCGUCAUAUCGCCUUGGAUGCCUUCCUUCACCGCAUCCGAGUUAUCGAUGACCCCUCCUGCAAGCACUGCACCCGCGGGGUCGACGAGACGAUUAGGCACUACCUCUUCGAAUGCCCAGCCUGGGAGGAGGCUCGGCGGCGACUAGCCAGAUCGGCGGGGCGGAAGGCCGAAUCCCUGUCCUACCUGUUGAACAGCUCGAAAGGUGUCAAGCUAUUGAUGUCGUUCAUCAACUCGACCAAACGGUUCCAGCAGAUAUAUGGAGACAUUGACAGGAAGAAGUAUUCAGCCUAA